AUGACAAUAAAGACAAAUAUAACAAGCAAUGAAGAUAGAAACAGAUAUGGUGAUGAAGACAAAGACAAAUAUAAUGAAGAUGGAUAUGGUGAUGAAGAUAGAAACGGAUAUGGUAAUAAAGAAGAAGAUGGAUAUGACAAUGAAGACAGAUAUGGUGACAAAGACGAAUAUGAUGACAAGAGGGAUGUACUUAUGGGAGAAAAGAAUUUUAUUG
Molecule: messenger RNA, 214 nt
Organism: Cetraspora pellucida
Lineage: Eukaryota; Fungi; Glomeromycota; Glomeromycetes; Diversisporales; Gigasporaceae
Source: the annotation of a GenBank genome assembly